Molecule: messenger RNA, 450 nt
Organism: Aspergillus chevalieri
Lineage: Eukaryota; Fungi; Ascomycota; Eurotiomycetes; Eurotiales; Aspergillaceae
Exons: 1
Coding region: 1-450 (149 amino acids)
Source: RefSeq, a predicted model, not a curated record
AUGCGAAAACAGGUACUGUCGUAUUUCCCUCCAGUCUCCAUGCGUUACACUCUUUCAACAGGGCUUCAAACAAUGACGCAGGGCUGCCGUACUACCCUCCAACCCCUGGCUCACUGGUCAAUUAACGCUGGGCGACGAUGGGAUUGCCAGGCUUCGCCGGACUUGACUAAGAUCCUUCACGACCAGGUUGAGGAGCACUUCCAUAACUACAAGAAUAAGUUCUUCGACAAGAAUACGAUUCCACUGUAUCCCUUCUUCUCUGGCGCUGGCACAGGUACAUCACGCAAUGCCACCGAGCUGGACAAAACUAUAUAUAAAUGCUUUGAUGGCACUUACUUCGAAAAGAAUGAGCUUCUGACAUCACAGGUCCACAUUCUGUUCGUUUUCCAUUCAAGUUUUGAGAGUGGUACCAGUUUUGGCCAAUUGAAAACGAUCCAUGGAGAGCCAUAG